AUGCGGUACAGAGCAGUGGUCUAUCAAGAAAUAGUUAGUGACAACUAUGACAAGAAAGGAACCUCAAACGUCUUGCGUUUAACAGAUAUUGUUAGAGCAGAACAAGGCUCUAAGGAGGAAGCCGUAACAGAUAUUUCUAUUCUAGAGGGGGCCCUGCUUGUCAAAGACGCUGCUAAAGAUAAUGCACUUCUCUAUGCUUUGUCGCAUUGUAUCAGAGUCUUAAGAACACUCUGCAAGACGGCUAAUGUCGCCCCACCACUCCUGACAGUAUCUACAGUUUCUUUGUUGCAUCGUUAUUGUAAGGUGCGGGAGGAGGCUGUGGAUCCCGAUGAUAAUCCAUCACAGUUUCUAUAUGAUCACAUACAAGUGUCUAAGCAUAGUGAGAAGCGUCUCUCUGCAGUUUUGGAAGUGAAGAAGUUGUAUCACUCAACUACAGUUCCAGGCCGCAAGGAUAGCUGUAAAUCAAAAAUUAAGACAAUAGCAGUUAGUAAGCUGUGUGUGGGCUGUGCAAAGGCUUCGCAUGCAAAGAUUGGCACACCGUUUGCUAAUGCGUCGCCCUCUCUGUUGCAUACUGUCCCAGCAUCAAUGUUCUCGCCGCAUCCUCAAGAGAGCACUCUCAUAGGUAAGCUUCAGCCAUUCUUGGUCCCAGCAAGCACCCUCUUCAUGCUGCUUAGGCAAGAGGGAGGAAAUCAGGCACGAUCACGCUGGCUCGCGUCGGCUUAUGGCGAGCUCAGGCUGCUUACUCAUUACUCACUUUGCAUUGAUGAUUCCAACCCCGUAGAGGUUCGGGACGCUAUCAACUCUAUGUUUCGUUGGUAUCAGAAUGCAGUGAGAUGUUAUGUCUAUCUUUCCGAUGUUUCAACAAUCAAGCGAAAAGCAGACGAUGAUCCCUCUCAAUGUACUUGGGAGCAGGCUUUUCGGCAAAGCAAAUGGUUCACCCAGGGCUAG
Molecule: messenger RNA, 948 nt
Organism: Lindgomyces ingoldianus
Lineage: Eukaryota; Fungi; Ascomycota; Dothideomycetes; Pleosporales; Lindgomycetaceae
Exons: 10
Coding region: 1-948 (315 amino acids)
Source: RefSeq, a predicted model, not a curated record